Messenger RNA from Leptonychotes weddellii (Weddell seal), 2146 nucleotides. The record is from RefSeq and is a predicted model, not a curated record. NCBI's taxonomy places the organism in Eukaryota, Metazoa, Chordata, Mammalia, Carnivora, Phocidae.
AUGCCUCGGAAGCAGCAGGCUGACUGCAUCGUUCUCUUCACAUUCCUGGGUCUGUCUGGGCUGGUUGGCUCAGUGACCAGAACAUACCACAUUGGGAUUGUGGAAGAAUACUGGAACUAUGUACCCCAAGGCAAGAACGUUGUUAGCGGAGGAAGUUUUUCAGAAGACAAUUUUAUUGAGGUCGAUGCCGGCAUGCUGGGACAGUACAAUGUUGGUAACUGCAAAGGUGAUAUUCCUCACCCCAAAAAGAAGGGUCAGCAGAGGCACUACUUUAUAGCAGCUGAAAAAGUUCUUUGGGAUUAUGCUCCUCGAGGCUAUAACAAAUUCAGUGGUCUUCCCCUAAAUGCUUCUGGCAGUGACUCCGAGCUCUACUUCACACAAGGGGACAACAGAAUUGGAGGAAAAUAUUGGAAGGCUCAGUAUAUGGAGUAUGUUGAUGCAACUUUUACUCGAAGAAAGAGACUCUCUGAGGCAGAAGCCCAUCUUGGAAUUCUUGGCCCCGUCAUCAGGGCAGAGGUGGGUGAUACCCUGCUAGUCACCUUUGCCAACAAAGCUGACAAAGUCUACAGUAUUUUGCCCCAUGGCGUGAUCUAUGACAAGGCCUCUGAUGCAGCCCCAAACAUAGAUGGAUUUCUGAAGCCAGGGGCUCAUGUGAAGCCAGGUGAAACCUUCACAUACAAGUGGACAGUGCCUGAGAGUGUAAGCCCGACGGCCGGUGAUCCCCCCUGUCUGACCUAUCUUUACUUCUCAGCGGUGGAGCCCAUCCAGGACACCAGCGCUGGUCUUGUGGGGCCCUUGCUAGUCUGUAAGAAGGGUGCUCUCAAUGCCGAUGGGACACAGAAAGGAAUAGACAAGGAAUUUUACCUACUGUUCACAGUCUUUGAUGAGAACUUGAGCAGGUAUCUUGACGAAAACAUUCAGAGGUUUACAUGGCACCCCUUCAGUAUUGACAAAGAAGACAAGGAUUUUGUGAAGUCCAACCAAAUGCAUGCUAUUAAUGGCUUUAUGUAUGGCAACCAGCCAGGCCUAAGCAUGUGCAAAAAGGAUAGAGUUGCCUGGCAUAUGAUUGGAAUGGGCACUGACACGGAUAUGCAUGGAGUUUAUUUUCAAGGGAACACCAUCCACCUACGAGGGACUCACCGAGACACCCUAGCCCUGUUUCCCCAUACCUCCACAACGGUGUUCAUGCAGCCGGACCAUGCAGGAGAAAUAAACACCUACAGGUGGAAUGUCCCUAAAAGGUCUGGUCCAGGACCAAAUGAUCCAAAUUGUAUUCCGUGGGUUUACUAUUCAACAGUAAACUUUGUGAAGGAUACAUAUAGCGGUUUGAUGGGUCCUCUGAUUAUUUGCAGAGAAGGAUUGUUGAAUGAGAAGGGAAGAAGAAGCGAUGUUGAUUAUGAAUUCGUUCUCUUGUUUUUGGUAUUUAAUGAGAAUGAAUCCUGGUAUCUGGAUGACAAUAUAAAGAAGUAUCUCAAUAAAGAUCCACGACAUUUCAGGCACACUGACGACUUUGAAGAGAGCAACAAAAUGCAUGCUAUCAAUGGAAAGAUUUUUGGGAAUCUCCAUGGCCUUAUCAUGAAUGAGGAUACGAUGACAAACUGGUAUCUGUUGGGAAUGGGAAGUGAAGUGGACAUACAUACCAUCCAUUAUCAUGCUGAGAGCUUUCUUUUCAAAAUAGAUAAGUCUUACCGAGAAGACGUGUAUGAUCUUUUUCCUGGGACAUUCCAAACCAUUGAGCUGUUUGCAGAUCACCCAGGGACAUGGCUGUUACACUGUCAUGUGUCUGACCACAUCCAUGCUGGCAUGGAGACAACUUACACAGUCCUUCGGAACAUAGACAACAGGAUCCCUUACUCCACCAAGUCUCCAUCUGGUGGAGCGUCCUGCCCAGCCACAGUGCCCUCCAAUGAAGAACCUGGCAAAGAGCAGCUCUAUUUCUUUGGCAAGAAUCUAGGUCCUAGGGGAGCCAAAGCAGCCUUGGUCAUCCUCUUCAUCAUUGGACUCCUCCUCCUGAUCUCCACAGUGAUUCUCUCCAUCAGACUGCAGUCUGCAAGGAAGCAGGUUGCAUACCGGGAAGUCCAGUCCUGCACACUCCCCACGGAUGCUCUGUGAACCAGCUGGUCUUCCUCAGCAAGGAAACUGGACA